CCUCCCUCGGGCCGCGUCGGAGCCCAUGUUUCCGCCCAGCCUCCCCCAGCCGUGCCCCCGUCGGCGCCCCCGUGCCCUGCCAGCGAGGCCCGAGCGCUGAGAGACGAUGGAGAGCCCCGUGAGAAUCGAGAACCUCCCCUACGAGGUCCUGGAGAGGAUCCUGAGCGCCGUCAGCGUCAGCGCCGAGGACGUGAUCAGCUGCUCCACGACCUGCAAGUACCUGAACGGCGUCUGCCAGAGGAACUCGCUGUGGAAGGUGAAGUUCCGGCAGCACUAUGCCCACACGUACUCCUUCAGCGAGUCGAGCGCGAGGGAGAAGGUGGACUGGAGGGCGAGGUUCACGGCGACCUACAGGUGCAGGAGGAGGCUGGUGCAGUGCGUGUUCGCCCUGUCCAGGACCUUCGUGUGGUCCAUGUACCACGACUACGAGUGGCCCGACAUCCCGAGGCGCGCCCUGGCCCUGUACGAGACCCUGUUCCAGGAGGAGCUGGGGGAGGCCAACAUGUUCUACAUCCUAGACGAGUGCCACAACAUCCUCUCCUCCGACUCGGAGAGCAUGGACCUCACGCUCAAGUACUACGCGGAGAAGGUCUACAAUCACAUCUACGACAAGUGCGUCAUAAGCACGAGGUGGAGGGACUUCACGCAGCUGCCCCAGGAGUGCCUGAAAUACAGUUACGAGCAGGGGCUGCUGUGGGUCGUGGUCAGCUUGCAGACGAAACCCGCCGUCUGCAACGUGAAGCUGGUCGGCCUGCACCUCGACACCUUGGCAAAAGAGACGUUAGUGUACAUUAAGACUAAGUACCCCGAGCACCCCAUCUGUGAAAAGACGCUGAGUAAGCUCGACUAUUCCAGAGAGACCACGAGCGUGUGGAAGGGGGAGCACUGCAGCCAGAUCAUGCAGGCCGUGCAUCAUGUGAUCAGACACAUAUCGAACUUCAGAAUAAAUAACAGUUUGUGCGAGAGUGGGCCUGACCAUUACUGCAUUGACAGAGUGUUGGUGAAUAAGAAAGGGAGUUCAAAAUUGAUUCUAGUGAUCGAGUCUUGUGUAGCUAACAGAUUAGGAGUGCACACUGAAGUGCACAAAAGCAGCUCGGGUCAUGUGCUGGACACGUGGAAGCUUUACUAUGUUGGGCAAGAUGGAACUAGUGGCUAUGCAACAGCGUGUGCACUUUGUAGAGAAGAUGCCACUGCACUGAGUAUAGUUCAUGAGGACUGGCAGGAAGGACAGACAGUCGAUGCCCCGGGCAUGUGCAAGGCAAUAAUCCAGCAGAUUGUGUUCUUGGCAGAGUGCUGGUUAAAAAGUGACAGAUGGCAGGCCGGAGAACCUGCUCUUUAUGACCUUCUCGAUGAAGAAACAUAUCACCAACCAAUCCGUCUGCUGUUCACUGCCUGGCAGCAUGUAGAACACUGGAAAAUGAGUAAGUUGUACCACUAUAUGCACCAGCACUUAAGAGUAGCAGAAACACGCCAGACGUUGGGCAAACUUCUACACCUCAGUAUCCUGCUGAGAAUAAAUUCAAAAUUAACGCUAGAAAAGUUGCUGAAUUUUCGUAGGAGAAUGGGCCAGCCUCCAAACACGAUGAGAGACUUGUUGCGCAUGUUAGCCAGUGUUGACAAGAGAGCAAGGACGCGAGAGGAAUAA
This is a messenger RNA of Penaeus indicus, 1645 nucleotides long. RefSeq names its product F-box only protein 21-like. Lineage: Eukaryota; Metazoa; Arthropoda; Malacostraca; Decapoda; Penaeidae. The record is from RefSeq and is a predicted model, not a curated record. The transcript is spliced from 2 exons. Bases 107 to 1645 code for a protein of 512 amino acids. Gene Ontology annotation, molecular function: protein binding.